Messenger RNA from Orbicella faveolata, 2253 nucleotides. RefSeq lists its product as uncharacterized. The record is from RefSeq and is a predicted model, not a curated record. Lineage: Eukaryota; Metazoa; Cnidaria; Anthozoa; Scleractinia; Merulinidae.
UUUUGGGUUGUUGUGAAAAAUGAGCGUCUUUAAAGAUGCGAGUUAACCUUUUAUAACCGGCUUUGUGUUGCCGAAUCACCAAAUUGCGUUUCCCAAUAAAAUUUCUCGAUGUUUGGAUAUUAAUCAGAUAUGAAGUUGCCCUUUGGCUUUGUAGUUAGAUUCAUGGAAAGGAAAAGAGCUGUUGACAUCUAAAUUCCUAGAAGCAUUAAAUAAACUUUGUCGGCGUUGCUUGUUAUUGCAUGUUUAGUUCCCGUUUGUAUAAUAUCGCGAAAUCCAUUCGUUGCCAAUAAUUUCUACCGCAUUUCUGUUUCACUACAUCAACUGAAGGUUUUUCUAAGCCGAUAUGAAUUGUUUUUUGUUUUGUUUUUUUGGUAUGGAAAGUUGAUUAAACACUAAACAUUUGUCAAAACUCGAAAAACAUGAAAGAUGUGUAAUUGGCGUAGUGUAACUCGUUUCAGUCAAUGUAGGUUAAUGAACAUUCAUGCAGUUCUGAAAGUAAACAAUUUGCAUCUUCAAAGCCGAUAUGGCCCAAUGCCUAUGUCAAGAGCUUUUUUAUCCGGGUGUUUAUUGCAUAAGAACCACAUGCGUCAUCGUCAUAUCGACUUCCGCUUUUUCCGCGAAAAGUUGAAAUCAUUAUCCAUGUGGAGAUCGUGAUACGACACACGGAGUGAAUAAUUUAUUUCCUGCAGGACUAAUGCGAUAAAUCAAGUUCCGCAAUGUUCAGUACCGAGUUGAUCAUUUAGCUUGAUCACUGUAUCGCAUGAAAAAUGAAACUUUCCCUGGUGCAGCUGAAAGUUUUCCGUCAUGAGAAGCUAGGGUAUAACGGGAGAAGAAAGAGUGUUAAAAAAAAAGAAGUUCACCCGAAAUCCAGGCUUCAGCCGUGUGGUCCCAUGGAAAGCGUUUCUGGAACAGAUGCAGAAGUCAACGAGUCUACGAGCUCGAUGAGUUGCUUCAAUGAAUUUGAAACGUUUGCAGAUGAAGUAAAUGGCGAAAUUCCCGAGGUAGAUUACAGAGGGAGAAUUCAAAGUGAAAAAUCGCAGUCGGACUUGGAUGACACCGCUUCACUCUCACAGGCAAGUGGAAUCGAGUGUUUUAGAGUUUUUAUCUGUUCUGCAGCGAAUUUAAUGAAGUACACGAAAACCGGAAGUAAAUUCAGCUGUGACAGCCAAUUGUCUGCAGGUGGCGUGAUCACCCGCUUGUCAGCUGAGGUGAUGUCGCGUCAAAUCGUUCGAUCGUGGCAAGCAAAUACUAUCUCGGGACACUGCUUUGUUGAUAUUGCUUAAUCCUCUUAGAAAAACUAGCCACAGAAUGCAGAUAUAAAAGUUUCCGUACAUCCUUAAUAGCUUUCUUUACGUUUGGCGUUUGCUGGUAAUUUUGAACGGAUUUAGACGCGUACAACUCUGUCGUUUAAUUAUACAUUCAGUGUUUGCGUGGUUGCCACACACUGGUGCGCUUGAUAAAUUAAAUGGAGCGAGGCAGCAAAAGUCACGUGAAUACAAGAAAAAUAGGGUUCUCCGGCAAACCAAAGAACUACAAACAGCUGGCAAAAAAAAUCAAAUAUGUUCCAUGGAUUUUACAAGACAUGCUCAAGUUAAAUGCGCGUACGCGUUCUUCUUCUAAUAAGGUAUGAAAACUUGCACACGAUUGCAUUCAUCGAUCAGUCAUUUAUUUCGCCGUUUACAAUACUGCCCGUUACUUGGUUACUUGUAACACGUUAAUGCAAUUUGCUUUGUCAUUGUGGAAUGAGAGCUAACAAGGACAAUAUCAAAUGCAACCACGUUGUUUUGAAAACUUGUUAGAAAAUUAGUUUUGACGAAGUAGAUCUUAAGAUGUAGGCAACUAAAUCUGUUGUAAAAUUGCAUGGGUUUGUUGUAAACAUUUAAGAGUUUGAGAUGCGACGCCUUGCAAUCUUCCUGAAGCCCCUUAAUUUUCCCCUAAGGAGGCAAAUUAAUUGCCAAGUUUGGCAAACAAAUUAAAAGUGUUUACUUACACGUAGUUUGGUUAAGCCAAUGAAACAAUUACGUAACUAAAUUUGCAUGUGUUUUGCUCUUGGACAGUUGCUCUGAGAACUUUGACUGGCGUUCUGAAUUGUUUACAUCCUUUCAUAGUCAUAAGAUUAUUGAAAACUAACUUUGCAGCAAUAUUGUAGAAAUAAUGUGAUGGGAUCUGUGCAGUUUUACUGAUUAAUGAAUUACUUUUAGGUAAGGUAAGGUAAAGUCUGCAUACGAGCUAAGUGACUUAUCAGGCUGGAGC